This is a messenger RNA of Darwinula stevensoni, 963 nucleotides long. The record is from the annotation of a GenBank genome assembly. Lineage: Eukaryota; Metazoa; Arthropoda; Ostracoda; Podocopida; Darwinulidae.
AUGGCAACAGCAUACAACAUAGUCGUUUCGAUGCAGAAGGGACUGCUGCCGUCCUCCAAAGCCCUCGUUCCCAGCCUUCCGCGGAAGCCCCAAGUCGUGUUCUUAUCUUUCACGUACGUGUUCUUCUGCUUGGAAUCGAAUUUGGAGCUUUUGGAGGAAUGCCUGAGGACAUUGAAUUGGAGCGAGCGAAUCACGUUCGCGGCCGUGCCCCGCGAAUUCUGGAAAACAAUUUCGAGAGUCGCCGAGGAGAAGCGCGCGUCCUGCGAGCUCUCGGCGCAGGGCGAAUACGGCGGCUUCGCGUGGGAGCGAGGCCUGGCCCUCAGAUGGGACGGAAGCCUUCCCGACGAUGUCGAGAUCAAGAAGUUGCGAGCAGAACAUGCUGAAAUGGUAAAUGAUACAUGGAGAUUCAAGGGGCCCAAGACUCUGGCCAGGGUCCAUGAAAAAAUCAAUUUGGACCGUGGCUUCGAUGAGUUGGCCGGAUGGUAUUUGUUGAUGUCAUUCGGCGGGCAGGGGAUGCUCUACGUGAGGGAGCAACAUCGGAGGAGGGGACUGGCGGCGCUCCUCGUCGCCUGGGUCUCGAGGCGGGUUGUGUCGGCGUACGGUCUCGUUCCGUACGUGAUCGUUGCGCGUGACACUCCGGCGCCUCUUGAGCUCUUUUCCAAGAUGGGUUUUCGGGAAUUUGCAACUUGUCAGUGGAUUUUCUGCUCUCCUGGAAGCGCAAACGGACAUUUCCCUCUCUGCGUCGUCUCUGGUGCUACUAAGGGGUGCGUGCCGCCGCGUCGGGACUUGUUCGAAGCAGUACCUGCCAAAGAGUCCUCAAAGAAGUCGCGGGGUGUCGAAGUCCCGGCGGGUAGCUCAGGCUGCCUUCACAGACCGGAGGCCAAGUCGGUCUCGGAGGGCGUGACCCAAUAUCAGACUUUGGGAUGUGCGCUGACCUGGUCCUGCGCCUCUGUGACGGUAUAA